GUUGUACGUUUCUACUUUAGAGAUAUUUGAAACCACUGUUUUAUUUGAAAUUGAAAUGGAUUAUAGCCUAAAGCGUGUGAAACAAGGGAUAAACGUCACCAAUUUGACGAUAAUAUUACAUUGUGGACAACCUACUCCGAGCGUCGCAACUUUCAUUG
This is a messenger RNA of Dentiscutata heterogama, 158 nucleotides long. NCBI's taxonomy places the organism in Eukaryota, Fungi, Glomeromycota, Glomeromycetes, Diversisporales, Gigasporaceae. The record is from the annotation of a GenBank genome assembly.